Messenger RNA from Fusarium graminearum PH-1, 2074 nucleotides. RefSeq lists its product as uncharacterized. Gene Ontology annotation, biological process: tetrahydrofolate biosynthetic process. Gene Ontology annotation, molecular function: dihydropteroate synthase activity; 2-amino-4-hydroxy-6-hydroxymethyldihydropteridine diphosphokinase activity. The transcript has 3 exons. Lineage: Eukaryota; Fungi; Ascomycota; Sordariomycetes; Hypocreales; Nectriaceae. Gene Ontology annotation, cellular component: mitochondrial envelope. The coding region runs from base 387 to 1994 and encodes 535 amino acids. The record is from RefSeq and is a predicted model, not a curated record.
UUUUGGUCGAACAUGUUCUGACAUGUGCUCGGUAAGAAAAUGGUGUAGUCAGCAAGACUAAAAAGUCCCGUGACAAGACUCUUGACCACAUGCAAAUGGAAGAAACACGUCUAGGCUAAGCAGUCAGCGGGAACCUUCGACUACCUCCCGAUCAAAAACCCUAUGAAAGAUUAGUCACAGUCCUCUGAGAUAAUCAUCAUCAUAGUUGACAUGUGCAAGACUCGGCCGAUACUUCCCUCAAGCUUUCGCUUCCAAGCAAGACCGUUAGUUCUGCUACAUACACACCCAAUGUGUCGAUAACGCAAAUUUUCACUGCGACUCGAACAUUUCCGAACUCACUCAACGCUAGAUCCAGGGCUGAAAUGUAGCAGCAGCGAAACAUCACCAUGAGACAAUCCUUUCUUUCAUCCCGGGCGCUUGCUCAAGGCCUCAGAAGUGCACCCUGCAAUGCUUCUCCUAGCUUGUCGCGGGCUUUCACCACUUCGCCGCGAUACUCAUUGACGUCAACGCGGCCUCGAAAGCCAUCUCUUAUCGCAGCAGCUCGCCCGCAUUCACUUGCGCGAAACACCGUGCCUGGACUAAGAAAUAACGCUUGUGGUUGUGCGUGCGCUAAUGGUGGUGGUUGUGGGAGUAAUGGUCCGCGCAAGAGGACUGCGUAUAUUGCGUUGGGGAGCAACAUGGGAGAUCGUGUUGCCGAGAUUGAACGUGCAUGCAACGAGAUGGAUCGUCGCGGAAUCAAAGUCAAAAGGACUAGUAGCCUUUGGGAGACAGAACCUAUGUAUGUUACCGACCAGGACCGCUUCGUCAACGGCGCGUGUGAGGUUGAGACAGAACUGGAGCCAAUAGCUCUGCUGGAUCAACUUCAAGCCAUUGAGAACGAUAUGGGACGUAAAAAGGUCAUUGAUAAGGGCCCGCGUAACAUCGACCUGGACAUUCUUCUCUAUGGUGACGAGACAGUCGACCACGAACGUCUCAAAGUUCCCCAUAUCGGGAUACUGGAGCGAGAAUUCGUUCUAAGACCCCUAGCCGAACUUAUCCCAGCCAAAUCAUUGGAUCCGAGAAAACCGUGGAAGCUCAUCCAGGAUAAUCUGAAUGAGUUGCCUCUGGGCGAGCCACUCUCUUCCAUGACGCCGCUUUCUGCAAAGGCAGGUUCUUUGACGCCUCUAGCUAGUAAAAGGAAAACUCAUGUCAUGGGCAUUCUCAACUUGACUCCCGACUCGUUUUCAGACGGGGGCCGUCAUGACCGGGAUAACCUCGCACAGACCAUCGUGGAUAUGGUCAAGAACGGAACUUCUAUUAUCGAUGUUGGCGGCCAGUCUACUGCUCCUGGCCGGCCAGAGGUUUCGGCUGAGGAAGAAGCAGCUCGUGUUGUGCCCGCCAUUGAGCUCAUCCGCUCGAUCCCAGAAGCUCGUGAGGUGGCUAUCAGCAUCGACACAUAUCGUGCGUCCGUCGCGGAGCAAGCCAUCGCCAGCGGCGCUGAUAUUAUCAACGACGUAUCCGCCGGAAUGCUCGACCCAGACAUGCUCUCUACCGUUGCCCGCCUUCAAAAGACGAUUUGUCUGAUGCAUAUGCGCGGCACACCACAGACCAUGACAAAAUUAACCUCGUAUCCUGAAGGUCUGAUCCCUACCCUAGCAUCCGAACUUCUCUCCCGCGUUGCAGCGGCCGAGGAAGCGGGUAUCCGACGGUGGCGGAUGAUUCUGGAUCCGGGUAUCGGCUUCGCCAAGACGGGAGAGCAGAACAUUGAGAUAUUGCGAAGACUAGAGGAGCUGCGAUACUGGCCCGGGCUGGAAGGUCUUCCGUGGCUGGUGGGUUCGAGUCGCAAGGCCUUUGUCGGGAAGAUCACGGGGGUCACGGAGCCGGCGCAGCGGACAUGGGGAACGGCGGCGACAGUUGCAGCGGCGGUGCAGGGCGGUGCGGACGUAGUGAGGGUGCACGACACGGCUGAGAUGGGCAUGGUCGCAAAGAUGGCCGAUGCUAUCUGGAGAGCAUAGUGUUGGCUAGUGCGAGCAGAAUAUGAAGUUGGUUGCCAAGUUGCAUAAAUGCAUCCAGGAGGAGAGACAAAUAAAAAUGG